Messenger RNA from Myotis brandtii (Brandt's bat), 2045 nucleotides. RefSeq names its product adenosine kinase (gene ADK). Gene Ontology annotation, cellular component: nucleus; cytosol. The coding region runs from base 79 to 1167 and encodes 362 amino acids. Gene Ontology annotation, molecular function: adenosine kinase activity. Gene Ontology annotation, biological process: purine ribonucleoside salvage. The record is from RefSeq and is a predicted model, not a curated record. The transcript has 11 exons. NCBI's taxonomy places the organism in Eukaryota, Metazoa, Chordata, Mammalia, Chiroptera, Vespertilionidae.
GUUACGAGGCGGGGGUGGCACUGCAGCGCCGAAGGGGUGGGGCGCACGCUGGAUCCUAAGUGGAGUGGGAGCGCGAAGAUGGCCACGGCAGAGGAGGAGCCGAAGCCCAAAAAGCUGAAGGUGGAGGCGCCGCGAGCGCUGAGUGAAAAUAUUCUCUUUGGAAUGGGAAAUCCUCUUCUCGACAUCACUGCUGUAGUGGAUAAGGAUUUCCUUGAUAAGUAUUCUCUUAAAGCAAAUGACCAAAUCUUGGCUGAAGACAAGCACAAGGAACUGUUUAAUGAACUUGUAAAAAAAUUCAAAGUCGAAUAUCAUGCUGGUGGUUCUACCCAGAAUUCAAUGAAAGUGGCCCAGUGGAUGAUUCAGAAGCCACACAAAGCAGCAACAUUUUUUGGUUGCAUUGGGACAGAUAAAUUUGGGGAGAUCCUGAAGAGAAAAACUGCCGAAGCGCAUGUGGAUGCUCAUUACUAUGAGCAGAAUGAGCAGCCAACAGGAACUUGUGCUGCAUGCAUCACUGGUGGCAACAGGUCCCUUGUAGCUAAUCUUGCUGCUGCCAAUUGUUAUAAAAAAGAAAAACAUCUUGAUAUGGAGAAAAAUUGGAUGUUAGUAGAAAAGGCAAGAGUUUAUUAUAUAGCAGGCUUUUUUCUUACCGUUUCUCCAGAGUCGGUGUUAAAAGUGGCUCAGCAUGCUUCUGCGAACAACAGAAUUUUCACUUUGAACCUGUCUGCACCAUUUAUUAGUCAGUUCUACAAGGAACCAUUGAUGAAAAUUAUGCCUUAUGUUGACAUACUUUUUGGAAAUGAGACAGAAGCUGCCACUUUUGCUAGAGAGCAAGGCUUUGAGACUGAAGACAUUAAAGAGAUAGCCAAAAAGACCCAAGCUCUGCCAAAGGUGAACUCGAAGAGGCAGCGAGUCGUGAUUUUCACCCAAGGGAGUGAUGACACUAUAAUGGCUACAGAAAGUGAAGUCACCGCUUUUGCUGUCUUGGAUCAGGACCAGGAAGAAAUUAUUGAUACCAAUGGAGCCGGAGAUGCAUUUGUUGGAGGUUUCCUGUCUCAACUGGUGUAUGACAAGCCGCUGACUGAGUGCAUCCGUGCUGGCCACUAUGCAGCAAGCGUCAUAAUUAGGCGGACUGGCUGCACCUUUCCCGAGAAGCCCGACUUCCACUGAGGAGGCACAGGAAACCCAGGUCAGGGGGCACAGAUACUGCCCCACUGCUUCCUGGGAAUCCCCAGCGUAACACAGAAGAAAAUGAUCUGCCACCUUUUCCUACAUAAUAAUGGUCAAUCUUAACUUAGAAUGUGUAGUAAUGCUCAGUAGAAUCUUUAUUCUCUCAACAAACUCAGAAAUGAUUGUUUAUUUCCAUAGUGUGAUAGUGCCACUUAAAUGUCAAUUAAACAGGAAUAUAACAUUUCAAUAGAAAUUUUUAUUUCAUUUUCAAUUACUUUGUAAAUUCAUGUGUAUUUAGCAAAUUGAUCAGGUUUUUUUACAUUUCUGCUUUGAAUGCAGGUGCAAUUUAAUAUAAUAGAUAUUUUUAAAGGAAUUAACCCUAACACAUCAAUCUUUAGCUUUUUAUACAAGUAUAUUUAAUUUAGGGAUGUGUGUGUGUGUGUGUGUAUGUGUGUGUGUGUACACACAUUCAUACAUAGAUGUACCACAUAUACACACAAUAAAUAGCCAAAUAAGGUACAGAAAUAUUUACCUUGCCAAGUUAUGCCAAAUCAUCUCUUCAGUGUAUAAUCAAAUAUAUCAUAAACUUUGGAUAAUUAAAUAACUUGCCAAAUUAUAAAUUAUAAUAUUCAAAUCAUAAUCUUAUAUUUACUUAUGGUACUCUGUAAUUUGAUACAAAUAAAAGCUUGUGAUAUGGGAAUUUUUUCUGUCUUUGCUCUGUCAGUACUCAACAAACUGAGAAAGAAAAAUCAUUAUUUAAUAUUGAUCCCUGAAAUGAUAUCGAAUUUGUUACUGGAGAUAGAAGAACAAUAUAACACAUUGAAAAAUAAUAAUAUUGGAGACCAAAACAUCACUGUUUUAAGGAAGAUGAAAUGGUA